UCUCUCUCUCUCUUGUUCCUUGUUCAUAAUUCAAGAUUUUCAUUUUUUUCUUUUUUCCCAAAUGGAUACUUCUAUGGAUCAUUCUUCUCCCAUGAUGAAUAUUAGAACAAAUUCUUGUUUAGAUGAAGAAGAAAGUGGAUGGACAGCUUAUUUUGAAGAUUUUUCUGCUGAUCAAAGAAGAAAUAACGAUGAAGAACACAGUUUUUCUUGUAGUUUUGGUAACUCUUCCAUGGUUUCUGAUGCUGCUUCUAUUCCUGCAUGGAUUAAUAAAUCAAAUACUACUGCUUCAAAUAUUUAUGAUCAUAAUUAUAUUAAUAAUAAGAAGAAGAUUUCUUCAUUUGGAGCUGAUGGGUCCCCGAAAUUUGCCAAAAAAUUAAUUCUCAAGAAAACAAGAGCUAAAGAAAUUUAUCAUGAUGAUUCUUUGGAAGAUACUGCUAGCUCUCCUGUUAACAGUCCUAAGGUAAGUGAAUUUGGAAUGGCUGACAUGAAUUCUGGGAAGACAAAUGAUCAUUUUAAUAGUUCUCUGGGAAAAGGAGGAAUUUUAGAGGAAUAUGGAUUAGAGACAAAUGAAAGAUGUGAAAGGAGUUACAGUGGGAAUAAUAUUGACAAUACAAACUUGAAGAAAAGAGGACUGUGUUUAGUUCCUAUGUCUAUGUUAGUUAAUUAUCUUGGUUAAUUAAUUAUCUUCAUUAAUCAUCUUAAUAUGUUGUUAAUAUUACCAAUAUCUCUCUCAUGUCUUUCUCUCUUUCUUCAUACUAAACCUUGUUUCGGAUCUUUCAUUCUUGUAAAUACUCAGGAAAAGAGAAUAAAGACAAUAUUUAACUCGCAAAAAGAAGAUUAAUUGAAGAAUAUAGUGUUUUAUU
Molecule: messenger RNA, 863 nt
Organism: Mercurialis annua (annual mercury)
Lineage: Eukaryota; Viridiplantae; Streptophyta; Magnoliopsida; Malpighiales; Euphorbiaceae
Product: vascular-related unknown protein 1
Exons: 3
Coding region: 62-676 (204 amino acids)
Biological process (GO): xylem development
Source: RefSeq, a predicted model, not a curated record